UGUAUAGCAACAAACAUGAUAUUUCAGCAGCCUCAGUUCAGUCCUGUGAUAGCAGUGAGCUCAAACCAGUGGAGCACUGGAAUCUGUGGAUGCUUUGAUGACUGCAAUGUCUGCUGCUUCGGCAUAUGGUGCCCCUUCUGCUUCAUUUGUUCCACAGCAUCAGAUUUUGGGGAGUUUUUCUGUCUGCCCCUGAUUGACAAUUGUGCCUGCACCCCUCCGGUAUCUAUGGCACUGCGGGCUUCUGUGAGAAAUCGAUAUGGCAUACAGGGUGGGUUGGCAUCCGACUGCAUGUAUGUGACCUUUUGCAACAUUUGCUCCUGGUGCCAAAUAGCAAGGGAAUUAAAAAGACGACAUACAGUUCACAUGGUGCUUAAUGCUCAGCCUGCGGUCUUAGCCAUUCCACCAGUGGUUUCUGCCCCAAAACCUGUUGUGACAACACAGGUAACAACAACAGUGGGAUAACUUAUGAUCUCAUCAGAUUAAUCCACUGUGGAAGUUGGUUGAGAUUUUGGAGUUGGACAUUGACUCUGGAGACCAUAUAUCAACAUGUACAUACGUACAUAAUCAUAUGUAGAGCUGCACACAUAUUCACUAUAUUCAUUUCAUUUAUAAGCAAAUUUGCUGUUUGGUCAGGACAAGGCGGCACCCAUAGAAGUUUGCAAAAUAUGAGAAAUCAUUAAGAUGCAAUUCUCAGUGAGUUCCAAAUAUAACAUUAGUAUUCCCAGAGGCAGAAAGUUUUUGUACCAGGUAAAAUGAACUAUAGAAAGUAACAGAGGAAAGAGGAAGCUGUGGCUUUGUGAUAAAGUCCAUGAGUCAUUGCCUGGUGCACCAAUUACACCUGCCUUUGUUGCUUUUGGCAGCUUGCCUCCUCUUUUAAACUUCUCACCACAGCAAACAAACCUGAAUGCUUGAGAUCUUUCCAAGAUAAGUCAUCUACAAGUUGUUUGUAUGUGUCUUAAUUAAAUGA
Messenger RNA from Onychostoma macrolepis, 967 nucleotides. RefSeq names its product placenta-specific gene 8 protein-like. The transcript has 3 exons. The coding region runs from base 16 to 462 and encodes 148 amino acids. The record is from RefSeq and is a predicted model, not a curated record. NCBI's taxonomy places the organism in Eukaryota, Metazoa, Chordata, Actinopteri, Cypriniformes, Cyprinidae.